AUGGCCACACUUGAUGUCAGGGACCUCAAUGAAGACAUGACUAUAUCGACCAUGAAGAGGGAUAUGAGGGGAUCCAGGUUCACCUACUUUUUGGAUAAAACUCUCUUCCAGACUUAUACUGAACUUCUCAAAUGCGUGUAUAAGUACAUCCAUGCGGAUGAGGCUGCUUCUGACCGAUACCAGACAGAAGCCGUGGCUACAAUCCGCCCUCCGGCGACGCCUUCACCCUCCUGUCCCUUCCGCUGGCCGGAAUCUCUUCACCGCCAUUCCGGCCUGCCCCUCUCUCGCCAACUCCUUGGAACCCUCCUCAGCCCGGCCCCCUUGCCCCUUGCUGCCGGUCACACAAACCGCGCCGGCCGUCGACACUCCGAGGUUUUCCCAGAAGAGGAAGCAGUCGGCGGAGGAGUUGGCCGGAAAAAGUGUGAGCAGAAUCUAGCACCGUCAAUCACGCGAACCCCGCCGGACUCCGACAUCCCGAGGUUAUACGAGAAGAGGAAACAGUCGACAGAGGGGUCGGCCGGAAAAAGAGCCCCACAACAAUCCUUUCUUGUGCAAACCCCCCCAACCCCAAAAGCAGCAGCAGCCGUCGAUCUUCCAGACCCCCCAACAAAUGGCCUUCUCCUUCUCUACCCCUCAACCCCAACAGCAGCAGCAGCCGUCGAUCUUCCAGACCCCCCAACCCAACAGCAGCAGCAGCCGUCGAUAUUCCAGACCCCCCAACCUCAGCAGCAGCAGCAGCAGCAGCCGUCGAUCUUCCAAACCCCACAACCCCAGCAGCAGCAGCAAUUCUCGCCGUUCCCUUCGUUUGGUCAGCAGCCGCAGCAGCAGAACGUCCAGUUCCAGCAGCAGCAAGCUGCGGCGAUGCCGUCACAGCAGUUGUUGCUCUUCACAGUCGAUCGGUCACCAGCAGGGUAUAAUACCAAGUGGGAGGAUUUGCAUCCUGAUUCGCAGAAGCUUCUGCUACAGAUCGAGGAGCGGAUUCUGGAGUACAAGUAUGAGAGCCAGAAAUUGGACCAAUGUAGCCGACUUUAUGAUUCAUCAGUGUCAAGUGACAGUUUUGAGAUUGACGCGAGCCGUAUUCUUCAGGAACUUGGAGGAAUCACUACUGCAAUUGAAAGAGAGAAGGUCUCAGUGCAAGAACUGAUGAAGAAUGUGAAUGAUAUGAUGUGGCAUACUGAGUUUGCUGUCCGUUCAUAUGUGAUGCUUAGGCCAAGGUUCCUUCGUCAAAAUGUCCCAGCUGCUUCAGGUGUCAGUCCAGCAAGUCAGACUGUUAGUGUGGCAGUAACUUCUGGCCAAACUAAUCAACUGAUGACGAGCUCGAUAUCACCAAGUUUCGAAUUCUACAGUGGGAUUCCUAAAAGGCCUUCUCUAUUCAUGCAACAUACUGCUGCCAGAUUUGAGAAGUAUCUCACUGAGUGUUGCCAGUGGAUUGAAGAACUAGAGCAGGUGCUCCUGAUGGAUACUGACAAAACCUCUUCAAACUCUUUAGAAGCUCUUCCAAAAGUUAUGUCAAAUGUGCAUGAUUACUUCAUCCAUGUUGCUGCCAAGGUUGAGAGCCUCCAUCAGUAUAUUGAGUCUAUGAAGAUGGCAUAUCUUGCUGAUCAGCGUCGUCGGGGUGAUGGUAACGAUCCAUUUAUUGAGGCCAGCAGAAGGGAAGCAGCUAAACAAGAAGCUGCUGCCAGAAGAGUUCAUCCAACAUUGCAUUUACCUGCAAAUUCUGCACAACCAGCAACCCAAGCUGCUGGUAUAUUUGCCAGCUCAGCAGCUUCCACAUCAAGUGCAGCACAGCUGUCUUCAGGGACUACUGCAUCAUCCAGUGGUGGAUUUUCUACUUCUACCGUGCUAUCGGCUCCUUCUACCUCUGCUUCAUCUUCUUUUCUCUUUCCAACUCCAACAGCAUCUGUUCCAUCAUCUACCCUGUUUGGCUCGUCUGGGUUUACACCUCAAUCAACUCCAUUUGGGACUGCCUCUACACCUUUAUUUGGGUCCACUCCGACUCCAUCAGGGUUUGGAACUAGUACCCCAUCUUUCACAUCGACUCCUGCCAUGGGUAGCUUUUCACUGUUCGGCACCCCAUCACUUGGCACAGGAGCCACAACUGGUUCGGGUGCUAGCUUUGGUGCUGCAUCUAAGUCAGCCAGGCCUAAGUCUCGUACAACCAGGCGCUGAUCAAUCUGGUAAGGUGUCUGAUCUUAAAACCUUGUUGAAAAAUUUUUCGGACCUUAGCAGAUUAUGCAUGACAUUGAGAUGAUUAUUGUACCAAGUAGAUGUGCACCAGUUAUUCUUGAUAGGUUCUAGGAUCAAACUUGUGAGUAACCUUAUGUUAGUGCCACCUAAACCUUUUUUCCCCGGAAACGAGGUUGCACGAUAACAAUGUAUGUAUUUGCUGCAGGUGUCAUAAAACAAUAUUAAUUUCUUUAAUACUUGUCAUAAGACAACGUUAGUACUUUUUAA
This is a messenger RNA of Elaeis guineensis (African oil palm), 2454 nucleotides long. NCBI's taxonomy places the organism in Eukaryota, Viridiplantae, Streptophyta, Magnoliopsida, Arecales, Arecaceae. The record is from RefSeq and is a predicted model, not a curated record.